This is a messenger RNA of Chara braunii, 1965 nucleotides long. Lineage: Eukaryota; Viridiplantae; Streptophyta; Charophyceae; Charales; Characeae. The record is from the annotation of a GenBank genome assembly.
GUGGGAGGGGACACCGGUUUAUGGAUCGGUGAGGUGUGCAGCCAGCUCGAGCAGUUGUGCGUGUAACCGAUGAGCAUGAGGAGUGAGAGCAAAGAGGGGCAGUCGUGAAGGCAGGUGGAAACUGUAUCAAGCAGCGAGGGAGCACACGUAGUAAUCAGUGUUCGAAGGGCGGGGAGGGCGACAGCAGCACCGAGCAGCGUCCAUGUAUCCUCCGCAGGCAACGCCAGGGGCAUAUCCGGGGAACUACGACGGAUCAGCGCAUACACCCAGCCCUGCUCCAACACCCCCUCUGCCUCCACCUCCACCUCCACCUCCCCUAUCCCAGCCGGCAGCACCAGGAGGGGCUUGUUAUAACUGUGGGGAGUAUGGACAUUACGCGAGGGAUUGCCCACAUAGGCAGAAUGGGAGAGGUUGGCAAGGCCAGGGUCGGGGGAGUUACGGAUCGGGGAGUUAUGGACAGGCCGCUUACAACCAGCCUAGAAGGAACGAGGAUGAGGAUCGAAUGAACAGGCUGCUCUCGUUUGUCGAGAACCAGCAGCUAGAGGCAGCGGAGAAGAAGAGGGUUGACCAGGAGAAGAAGAGGCAGGAAGAAGAGAAGCAGAGAUUAGAGGAAGCUAAGCUGAGAGAGGAAGCAGAGAAACGAUGGACGCAGACAAUUAUGGAAGCAACAGCGGCGCAAGCGUUCGCGAAGGAGAUGGCGGCCUUGGAAGAGAAGAUCAAGGAUCACGUGAACGUGAAGAUUACAGUGUCGGAGGAAAAGAGUACAAAGCUGCAAGAUAGCUUGAUGCGGUUUCUGGAGCGAGAGGCAGAUGCUGGAGAGAGGAGUGCAGCUACACCCAUUACCAAGAAGCGAACUGCGAUUACGAGGAAAGGAAAAGAGCCAGCUAGUGCAGAGCCGAAGAAAGGAGCGGUGGCAUCGAGCUCCAAGCAAGGGGUGAUCUAUUUUGUCCUCGAGCUGAGGGAGAGUAUGCAGUUGAAGCAAGCGCCAGAGCUCAAACGGAUGUGUAAAGUAAAGAAUAUUAGAUGGGUGUCGAAGGCACAAGCGAUCAAGGACUUGGUGGCAACAGAAGCAAGGGUGGCAUAUGAUGGUUGGCUCACCGGGGCUGAAAGUGAUGAGAGUAAGAAGGACGAUGGGAGGUCGGGACUGGUGAGGGUGGUAUGGAAGAAGAACAAAAUGGUGGAGCAGACCUUGACUAAUCAUCGGGAGACAGCGAGGGAGGAGACGGGGAAGUGCACAUGCAGCAAGGACCAACUACCAAGAGUGGAAGGGCAUGUGUUGACAAGGAUUGCGCAAUGCUCUUUGGUUCCAAUGUUUAUGCACAAUGGAAAGAAUAUCCUGCAAAGCGGCGUAGGAGUGAAACCGAUGGAAGUGCAGCGAGCGGUGAAACGGUCUUUGGGAAUGGUAAUGAGAAGAGACAUGUACCAGGUGGCGGGGGAAGAAUGUUUCCAGGAUAUAGUCUUAGAUCAGAUAGAGGCUAGGCCAGCCUGCUCGGAGGAAAGAGCACGGGAGCUGGCAUGUAGGUUGAACCACCUUGUGGUGGUCCCGGUGGAUAGGAACCCAGGAGGCAUGGUGAUCAUGUGUCCGGCGACGUACCACCAUGGCCUCCAGAUGAUGUUCAACCUCAAUGCUGCUUACCACCAGGUUUCAGGGCAGUCAGAGAAGGAGGUGCUUGCACGACUGAGGACGGAGUUCAAGAAGUUUGGUCUCGAUAAGUUAGGGGAGUGGAACCCAGCGGCCGAGCUUGGCCGAGCAUAUGUCUUGCCAAAGCAUAAGGACCUAACGAGGUGGAGGCCUAUUGCACCGGCAAAUGCGGAGGGCUCCAAGACUGCAGGAAGAAGGCUAGCACGGGCGCUUAACUUCCUGCUUGAGAGGGUCCCUAAAGUCAGACACUUUAACCUGAAGGCCACGACGCUACUGAAGUAGAACUUAGAGGAAGGUGGGAGGAGGCUUAGCGUAUACGAAGA